Physella acuta is the source of this 5011-nucleotide messenger RNA. RefSeq lists its product as uncharacterized. Gene Ontology annotation, biological process: regulation of DNA-templated transcription. NCBI's taxonomy places the organism in Eukaryota, Metazoa, Mollusca, Gastropoda, Physidae. Gene Ontology annotation, molecular function: DNA-binding transcription factor activity. The record is from RefSeq and is a predicted model, not a curated record.
UAUUGAGUCUAAUUCAUCAAGUGUAACUUAUGUAUUAACCAGAGUUUAAACAGGUUAAAGUCUCCAUAUAGAUUAUAGAUCUAGAUCUAGACUAGAUCUAGAUAUAAGUGUGCAGAAUUUAUAGGCUUUCAUCAUGGAAGAGAGCAUUGAAGCAGACAAUGGCAAUGCUGUGAUUGAGUAUUCACAAUUUGCUAAAACAUUGCAUUCGAAUGGAAUAAGUCUUAAUAAAUUACUUGAAGAUGUUAAUUUUUUCCAACCAUUACAAAGAUUAUCUUUGAGAGAUGUGCAUCAAGAUGAAAGUGUCAUACAUAUUCUUAAAAUGUUUCAUACAUUGGGGAUUGCAGCUAAGGAGGAUCUUAAUUCAAUAGCUAAAAUGAGGUCAAGCAAAGUGGAAGAUGUCCAGUACAAUAAUGGAAUUAGUCAAACGGAAGAAGAUGUAAAGAAUAUUGAAAAGUCGGAUGAAUGGAGUUGUUUCAAAAAACUUCAGGAAAAGUGCUGUGACUUGAUCAGAGAAAUAAAUACACAUUUGACUCUGUUUUUUAAGCAACAAUUUAAAGGAACAACAGAGUGUGGAAGACCAUCAGUUUCUUUCAAGGAGCAGGAUAUUAUCUCCACACAACUGCCAUUCUUCAUAGAAAAUGUACAUUCUCUUGAAAGCUCUUUGAAAGAAAUGAUGGUUUCUUUUAGAAGGAUCCAAGCUUUAAGACAUGCUGGUUUGACUGAAUGCUCAGCUGCAGUGGAGCAGCUUGAAACAACAAACCAACAACUAAACGAAAUUUUCAGAGAUGCUUACACCUUAGUUGAGAGUUGCGGAAAUGUUUACACCUUAGUUAAGACCAGUACAGCAUGUGAAGAAAUAAAAACAUGCCUUCAUUCUUUAAACAAAACUCUUAAGGCAAAUGGACAAUUUAUUGAGCAACAACCACCCUGUUGUAUAAAAGUAACAGAUGUCAAAGAUAAAAAAAAGACUUCAGAUUCAUUUAAGCUCAGUAUAAGAGUUUUUGGCAUGAAACAAGGCACACAUUGCCUAGGGCCCCUUGAAAUAUUCUUGUGUCAUGAAAGCCAAUGGAAAUCACAUGACGAACACAUUAGAGAGAAGCAACCACCAAUGCUGGUAGAGCAGCCAUCAGAACGAAAAAUGUCUGAAUCUGAUCAAGGCAUCCUGGUUGAACUUAAUGUCAACAUAGAGAAUUAUCAGCGAUGCAAGGGAAGAACUUCACCCAAGAGUUACGCACAUUUUGACAGAAUUGGAAUAGUACUAAACUUCACAGCACUACCAGAAAAAUUUGAAAGUGAAAUUAAAAUUGAGUGCCUUUCCCUUCCCUUCACUGUUGUAACUGGAAGCAACCAAAUAUGGCCAUACACAGGUGCUGUUGUCUGGUAUUGUUGGAUCCAGAAAGAUCUGUACAGCACACCAUUCAAGUGCCCCAGUGAGAUGAGCUUCAGUCAGCUGCUGGCCAUGAUACAAGCAAAACUAAAAUAUAUCAAUAGUGAUCUUUAUUUAAAUGAAGAAAAUGUUCUUGCACUGCAAAACAUAUUAAAAUCAUUGAAAAAAUGCAAGCAGAACAAUAAUAUGAUUGACAUGCACUCGCUACUUCAAAUGAAAAUGCCAAAGCAAGGUAAUCACACAAAUGGGGAGCAUACAUUCUCAUGCUAUACCUGGCUGGAAGCAGCAUUUAACACCAUUAACUUGUUCCAGAGCUAUGCGCAAAAAGGGGUUUUAUGGAGCUUCCUAUCACACAGACAGUGUGUAAAGCUGCUGAAAGGAAAGUCUGUUGGUACUGCAAUAGUUAGGAUUUCACUCAACAAUGUUGAGAAAGAAGAUUCUAUAUCUCCAUAUGCUGCACUUACAGUUCACAGUAACUAUAAUAAUAAUACUGUUGUUGAGAAAGCCUUAAAAGUGAGAGACCUCUACAUCUUCUUAUCAUCCCUAAAAAAUUCAGAGAAAGAAAUCUUGAUUGAGAACUUAAUCACAAGUGUAGUUGGUGAUAAUGUUCCGCUUUCUGAACUGAUACCAUCUUCAAAGCCUGUUAGAAAUGCUACUAUGAAUGAUUACUUGACCAAGACAUCUAAACAUGUGGAGAUCAUUUGUUCAAAGGAUGAUGCUGAAGAUGAAAAAGUUACAGAGCCAAACCUAUAUGCUGAAAGUUUAGCAACACCACCCAAACAAUUGAAAUAUUCAGCAGUAGAGCUCCCACCUGAUUUAGUUGAUGUUGAACCAAUGAUAACAAAAAACAUAAUCAACUUUGAACGUGGGAAUGAUCCAAUGUUUUGUGAAAACCAUGAACAUUCCAAUGAUGGUUUCUGAAACUCAGUAAUUUUGUGAAUAAUAUUGUGCGAUGAUCUAAUGACAAACCAUUAAAUAAAAUGACUGGAAAAAUAUGUGGUUGUACAUUCAAACAGUACAGCCACCAACACGCCCAUGUAUGAGGGACCGCAGUUAUGCCUUUUAAACUAGUAAUCUAGAAGCCAGGCUUGUCCUCAUUUCAGUUUGGAAUUCAGAUGUAAUCUCAGCACCAGAGUUUUAUAAAACAUGGAGGGUGAAUAAUCAACUAACUCUGUCUUUGUACCCUUGGUUCAGUGAAUGGACAGGCACUAUAUUGGUAUCCACAUAGCUCAAGAAUUAUUUGGGUAUACAAAAGAUGGUUGUGAAAAGUAAAUUAAGAAAUAGCUGAUUCUGCUUUGACAUCAUAGCUUAGAUGGUAACUUAGAUGGUAACUGAUUCUCUGUUGAAGGUCUAGUUUAAACACAGUGCUUUACAAAAUAAUUACAGUUUACUUGAUUUUUAGAUGUAUUUUUUAAUUAGAAAAAAGGUUGUGAGUGAUCUUUUUUUAGUUGAAUACUGUUAGUUAGAUAUAUUUAUUCUACUCUUAAAAAUCUUUCAUUUAUUUUUUUUUUACUUUCUCAUAUACAGUAUAUAGAGAAAAUAUUGCACAAAAACCACAAUACUUCAUAGUAUAGGGGACUUACUUUAAUCGGGCAAAAAUAAUAAAUGCAGAUUUAUCAAAAUGUCUGUGUUCUAUGCGUAAUCGAGUCAGAAAAACUGGGUUUUGCAAUUCUGUGUGUAUGCAUGUCUGUGAACACGAUAACUUGAGUACCAUUACAGCUAGGUUGAUUAAAUUUCAUAUACAAGUAUUAUCUCAAAUUUGUAGUUCUGUAUCAACUUUUCAGUGAUUUCCAGUAACUGGAAGUGGAACUUAUUGUAUUUUUGGUUUUUCAAAAGCCUAUAACUUGAUUACUGUUUCAGGUAGAUAAAUAAAAUUUUACAUGUAAGUAAAAGUUCUAAUUCUCUGACUUCUGUAGAAUUUUGAGUAAUUUCCAUUGAUCGGAAGUAGUAAUUUACGCUAUUUCUGAUUUCUCAAAAAAAACGAAUGUGAAUUUAUAAAGUACUAAUAAUAUUCCGCACUAUUAUACAGAUUUUUUGGUGUUCACUUGGUGCUCAAUUCUUUUUUCUACAAGCUUCUAUUCUAUUAUAAAAAGUUUAAGUAAUUAAAAAUGGAUUUAAAUCAUGUCUAUAUCCCGAGGUGCCAUCUCCCGUAGUGUUAUAUAAGAAUAUUCGAGAAAGUUUAGGGUAGAUCACUCCCGCUUUAUUUUACUUUAUUUCAUCAACUUCAUCACAAACUUUGAAAAUGUAUAUAUAUGUUACCAUCAGUUUCUAGUAUGCAAUAUCUAGAAACAUUUUUUAUUUCAUACUUUGCCUAGACAUUUUAUAAAAAAUGUUAAUGUAUGUAAAAUAACAGAAGAAAUACAAAAGUAACAGUUAUAAAAUGUAAUGCUUUGUUAAAGUUUUAAAUAAAGUAUUAAAAAGAAACGAAAACAAAUGUACAAAGUUAAACCCUAACCAUAUGAUAGUGGGUUAAGGUAAGGCCCUACAUCUCAGCAUCCUUUGAGCACUUAAAUUUUUAUCUAGAUUUUUCUUGUUGCUUAUGUGUAAAGAGACAUUCACCACUAUACGGUUUCAUUACCUUUUGUCUCAAAUACUUACACCUUGCUUGUUCUGUUAAUCAUUCUAUAGAAAGCCUAGGUAAAGUACAAUAUAUAAUUUGUUUCAUACCUCUGCUGACUCAUUCCAUAUUUUCUAUAAGUUGCCUGGUUUUGAACAUAAUUUUUUUUUUCAUGUUUUGAAAUUUUCCCAGAUGCUUUCAUGUAAAAAUCAAGUGCCUAAUUAUAAACACAUAUAGAUCUAUUUGGAUGAAAUAAAAUUAUGCAAGCCAAAUUAUCAAAGAGUAAGCCUACAUCUUAUUUACCCAGACAUAGCUCACAGUGUAGGGAAUCUGGUUAAUCUAUUAUUAUUUUUAUUGAGAGCUUGGCCCUAAACUUUGGCGUAAAGUAUCUUUGGUUUCUUCUGUACCAGUGACAAAAGUUUACUGUCUGGGGAAAUUUAGGUCCCUGUGACUGUCCACUUUAUAUUUAACAUCUAGAUGCUUUAAGUAACUAAAAACACAAAACUGCAACUAUCCUAUGUAAAUUUUGUACAUUGAAACAGCAUGUUAUAAAAAAUUGUUGCUGUAUCUGCAACAAUAACUAGGCAUACCUCUGCUGUUAAAACAGAAAUAAGACUUAUGGCCAUUUGACUAAAAAAUAUAAAUCUGUAUGUAACUACAGUAAACUAUUUUUUACUCUUCCUUCAAAAACCAAAAACAAGCUUAAUAAAACUGCAUCAGUUUUGGUUGAUCUGGAAAUUACUAUUUAACAAAUGCUCCUCUUAUAUUUAUUCUCUUAAAACAUUUUGUUUUUCUCAACUAAUUCUAGAUUCUGCUUUUUAUAUUUAACAAUAAACAUUUGAUGGGGAAAAUAUCAAUUACUACCUGUGUAUAAAUGUGUUAUGAGGUUAACAUACAAAAACAAUGUGAUAUUUAAUUGGGGGGGGGGGGGGUGAUAAUGGAAGAUUGCUGAUUUGUGAAGAAUGAAAGUAAAUAAUAUUUUAAUUGUGAACGUCAUAUAGAUGACACACUAGCAACAUUUUUUUGAUGACGUAAAUUGUAAAUUAUGAAACAAUAAAUAAAGUAAA